This is a messenger RNA of Quercus lobata, 1134 nucleotides long. RefSeq lists its product as uncharacterized. NCBI's taxonomy places the organism in Eukaryota, Viridiplantae, Streptophyta, Magnoliopsida, Fagales, Fagaceae. The transcript has a single exon. The coding region runs from base 1 to 1134 and encodes 377 amino acids. The record is from RefSeq and is a predicted model, not a curated record.
AUGGUGCUUACCCGAUACGAUAAGGACACCACGCUCAAAGCUUCUGAACUGAAAAUGGUCCCGUUUUGGAUCCAAAUAUAUGACAUCCCACUUCGUUUCAGGCACAAGGCGAUUGCAGAACAAAUCUGCCAGCCUCUAGGGGCGAUCCUCACCGCCAAUGAUUUGAUGGAAUAUGACGGUGGCAGCUUCAUACGUGUCCGCGUGAUGCUGGACAUCUCACAACCCCUUUGCAGAGGAAGACUCAUUACUCUGGAAAAUGGUAAGAAACAAUGGGUCUCUUUCAAAUAUAAGAGGCUCCCCAACCUCUGCUACUGGUGUGGCUGCCUCACGCACGACGACAGAGACUGUGCAACAUGGCUUGAGAGCGAGGGAACUCUUAACUCCGACGAACAACAAUUCGGUGCUUGGCUCCGAGCUCCCCCAUUUAACUCAGUAAGGAAGAAAGUGGUCUCUGUCCCGGGUUUUUUUGCGAAGAAGAAGGUGGCCAACCCUGCCUCCCCGGGCACUGAACCACCCCCUUUCCUUCAAGCGACGGUGCACACGGCCACAGUGGAACCCUGCUCCCCUCCCCCGAGAGCAUUAAAUGAAAAUCCCGUGAUUCAAGGAGUAGACUCUGACAGAGUAUCAACCCCCACUCACCAUGUGGGUUUUCAAAAAUCUGAGGAGAUCUUAGCGCCGGUUCCCCCGAAAUUGGCUGACUUUGAGAAGACACUUCGUGAACUGGACAGAGACAUUCACGGAUUUGAAAAGGACACUGUUGGGGAGAGUGCUUCAAAUGUUAUUCUUCCCGCCACGGCCCAUGUCCAUUCGCCCCAGUCAUCCUUAUCUCCUAGCCCAGAUGCACGAAACCCUCCAGUGCAACGGGCCAAGCCCAUCCCACUAAAUGACCGAACGAAUAUGGCUAUGGAUCAAAGUGAACGCAUAGCCCAGCCCGAAGGGAAAUGGUUAAGGAUCCAACGGCCCAAGAACUCAAAUGAUACUUCGGUCUCUAAUGUGGUCUUAGGUAAGCGAUCCCCACUCAGCUCACUUGCCUCUCCUAUCCCUUCCAAACGCAGAGCCCUCAACGGCGAUGCCCUAGAAGAAAAUGUUCCACCAUCGGCGGAGGCUGCUCUUCAGCCCCGUCGGGGACGAUGA